AUGAAAGAAGAUGAGAAAAUAAAAAAUAAUCAAAUGAUUUCUGCUGACACACCUGUGUUGUUAGCUAAAGCAUGCGAGUUGUUUAUUAUGGAGUUUACUAGAUAUGCGUGGCAAUAUACAGAAGAAAAUAAAAGGAGGACAUUGCAAAGACAGGACGUUAUAGCAGCUGCUUGUCGAAAAGAUAUUUUUGAUUUUUUAAUAGAUUUAAUAUCUAUAGAAGAUAGAAUUAAAUAUUCAAAUUUAAAUUAUAAAGAAAAUUCAAAAAAAAACUCAAAUAAAAUUAAUUUUGAUAUGAUGAAACAAUAUUAUAACAUUAAUUCAUCACACCUCGAUGAAGAUAAUCAAAAUAUUAAUUCAUUAAAUAUAUCUAAUAUAGCGAAUUCUAAUAAUUCAUAUAUGAUUGAUUAUUCAAAUAAUACUAGCCUUUUUAGUAAAUCAACUACUAAUUUGAGCUCGAUCUAUAAUAUUAAUGAUCAAGAUAAUAUAAUUAAGAAUUCAUUAUUGGGCGAUACUAAUAAUUUUCCUAUUAAUAUCAAUCCCUACAUCCAUAAUAAUGAAAAUAUUUCCAAUAGACUCAUUAAAAGAAAUACUAAUCAAAUUGGAACUCCAACUGCUCAUAUCAAUAACAAAAAAAAUCCUACUAGAACCUCAGGCCUGUAUGAAGAAAAUAUAAGCCCUGUAAUUCGAACAGAUUCACGAGUUAAAAAUCGAAAUACAAAAAAUAUAUCAAAUUAUAAUAAUAAUAUAAAUAUGCAUAAUAUUGAUGAUAUCUCAAAAUAUUAUAUUAAUAACGACCAAAUUAACAAUAACAACUUUUCGAUGAAUGAACCCAAUGCAAAUAAUAACGAGAUGAAUGAUUAUUCACAUUUUAAUAUGUAUGAUGUUAAUAAUAAAGAAAAUUAUUAUAAUGAAGAAUACGUAAAAAAUAUGUUAAACAAUUCUAAUGAUGGUAUUGUUAAUAAUCCAAACAAUCCUCAAAGCGACAUUUUUGAAAAUGGUCUAUCUGAAAGGCCCAUGAGCAUUACCAACUUAUCAGGAGCCAAUGAUUUCACACCAAACAGAUAUAAUAAUAACACCGCCAAUAGUAUAUAUCCCAUUAAUAUGGCUUGUAAUAACUCUCUAGAAAAUGAUAGCCAUAAUUCAAAUCUAAAUUUAAAUAUGCAUACAACUCAAACAUCAUACAAUGGAAUAAAUAAUAAUAUGUUAAAGAAGAACAGUUCCAAUUUUCUUUCAAAUUAUAAACACGUACAAGACAUGCAUAUAAAUGGCAUGCUUCCAAAUUUACAAAAUUAUCAAAAUAAUAAAAAUGAUGAAGAAAAUAUUGACCAUCAUAUAAAAUCACAACACGGUUAUAAUGCUUAUAACAAUUAUCAUAAUAAUAACUCUUCAAGUAAAUCAAAUAAUAAUUUAAUUAAUGUUUCUAAUGGAAAUCAAAUUGGAUAUAUGAUAAACUCCAAAAAUACUAUGAAUACAAAAACUAUGAAUAUGCACGAUACUGCAAUGUAUCAUUCUUUCUAUGGUAUGAACAACAAUAUGAAUAAUGCUGAUUUUCCUAACAUGGUAAUUAAAAAUAUGACACAAAAAGAUCUAAAAAAUAACAUAUCGGUAAAUAGGAUAACUAAAAAAAAUAAUAAUAGCAAAAAUAAUAACAUCCCUAAGUACAAUAACUCAAUUCAUCAAAAUAAUAUAAUUAAUCAAAAUCAUAUUGUCAAACAUAACAGCAUUGUUUUGAAUGAUUUUAAUAAUGCUAUUAAUAAUACAAUUCCUGAUAAUUAUAAUAACGAAUUGAUAAACUUAAAUUCAAUGCAAAAUCAAACAAAUUCUGACUUAAACAAAGACAUUUUAAAUAAUUAUUAUAAAUUAAAUAAUAAUACAAAUACACAAAAUAAUUCUGCAUCUGUAACUAAAAAUUCUAAUAUAGACAAUACAAAUAAUAUUGGAAAUCGAAACGUUAACAAUGCUCAUAUUUCCGGUAAUAACCUAAAUACAAUUUGCCAUAAUAACCAUUAUUAUUCUCAUAUAAAUCAAAUAACUGACUCGAAUAAUCAUAACAUAAAUAAUAUUAUUUCAAAAGAGAAUCGAACAAAUGAAGAUUUACUAAAUGAGGUUCAUUUAAAUGAUGGUAUUAUUGGUAAUAGCCGAUUAAAUGGAAAUCGAUUGAAUAGUAGUAUUUUAAGCAAUAAUGCUGUAUCUACUAAACAAAUGAUAAACAAUAAAAUGAUGACCAGUCAAAUACCAUCUAGCCAAUUAAUAAAUAAUCAUAUUAAUAAUAACCAUAAUGCCCCAAACAAUAAUAUAAGACGAUCAUUAAGUAAUAAAGUAAAUACUCAAUAUGAAAAUAAAUAUAAUAAUAAUAGCAAUCAGCUAAAUCUAACACAUACAAAGCACAUGAACAAUUCAAUAAAUAACAAAUUUAAUUCAUUGAUUGGGGGUUCGGGAUUAAAUAAUAUCGAUGAAAACAUUUUAAGCGAUAUUAUAAAUAAUCCAGAAACAGGCAUACCAAAAAAUACAUCCAUCAAUCUAAUUAAUCAAAAUAUAGAUAAUAACAAUAAUAAUAAUAAUGAUGUUAUGCAUACUCAUUUGAACAAUAUUAAUAUGCCAAAUAUUCAACCAUUAAUUCAAUCUAAUAUUAAACUUAAUAUUGAUCCGAAUGCUCACAUCAAUCCUAAUUUUCAGCUCUUAUCUUAUCAGCAAGCUCCCCAAUAUUCAAUUAAUGAUAAUGCAUAUAUAUGCAAUUUUAAUCCAAAGUAG
Plasmodium vinckei vinckei is the source of this 2751-nucleotide messenger RNA. RefSeq names its product CCAAT-binding transcription factor, putative. Gene Ontology annotation, molecular function: DNA-binding transcription activator activity, RNA polymerase II-specific; DNA binding; protein heterodimerization activity. Bases 1 to 2751 code for a protein of 916 amino acids. Gene Ontology annotation, cellular component: nucleus. Lineage: Eukaryota; Apicomplexa; Aconoidasida; Haemosporida; Plasmodiidae. Gene Ontology annotation, biological process: regulation of DNA-templated transcription. The transcript has a single exon. The record is from RefSeq and is a predicted model, not a curated record.